Messenger RNA from Kalmanozyma brasiliensis GHG001, 633 nucleotides. Its product is annotated as AP complex, mu/sigma subunit. The transcript has a single exon. The coding region runs from base 1 to 633 and encodes 210 amino acids. NCBI's taxonomy places the organism in Eukaryota, Fungi, Basidiomycota, Ustilaginomycetes, Ustilaginales. Gene Ontology annotation, cellular component: COPI vesicle coat. Gene Ontology annotation, biological process: retrograde vesicle-mediated transport, Golgi to endoplasmic reticulum; intracellular protein transport; intra-Golgi vesicle-mediated transport. The record is from RefSeq and is a predicted model, not a curated record.
AUGACAUUCAACAACCUGACACUAUACACCACCUCGGCGGUAUUGAUCCUGGACACCGAUGGAAACCGAGUCAUCGCCAAAUACUACCAGCCUCCGCAUGCUGCCAGCUUCCUCUCGACAGCCACUCCCGCACAGCAGAACGCAAUUACUUCCACAACACCGCAGCUCGCAGCCAAGAACCCAUUGGCGACAUUGAAGGAGCAGCGCGCCUUCGAGAAGGCCAUCUUUGAUAAGACAAAACGAGCGACGGGCGACAUUGUGCUCUACGACUCGCAUCUGAUCCUUUUCAAGGCUUCGCUCGAUGUCAUCUUCUACGUCGUCGGACCCGCAGCGGAGAACGAACUGAUGUUGUCGGGAGUGCUGAGCGCUUUCUACGAUGCGACGAGCAUGCUGGUGCGUCAUCAGGUGGAGAAGCGUGCCAUCUUGGAAAACUUGGAUCUGGUCACGCUCGCAUUGGACGAGACGGUGGACGACGGCAUCAUUCUCGAGACGGACAGCACUACCAUCGCAUCACGUGUGUCUCGACCCCGACCGGACGUCAACGAGAUCCAGAUCAACGAGCAAACAAUCAUGAGCGCAUACUCGAGCCUCAAGGAGCGAGUCGCACAGCGCAUCUUGCAGGGAGGUCUCUGA